UUCAAACCGGAUAUAGAACCAGAAGUGACAACUGGCUUUCUAAGACACCGGAAGUACUCGUCGGUUUUGGUGACGCUGCAUAAGACUGCAAGACAUGGACCGGUCUAGGUUGUUCGGGUUGAUCUUCCUUAGCCUGGCUCUCUGUGGAGCUGACGCGCUCACACCUGCGCACUACCUCUCCCUGUCUGAUGUGGCCCGGCUGCAGAACCUCCUGAGCCAGCACUUCACGGACCUGGAGUCCGCAUACUACUCGGUUGUGGGUCUGUCCAAACUUGGAGCAACUGUCCCGGAUCACACGGAAGUCUGCCAGUACAUCAACUCUCAGCUUGAUCCCACAAGUGUUGACUCCAUCUUCUUUGCUGCAGAGACCAGUCAAGCGAUUUCAGGAUGUGAGAUCCCUGUGUCCAACGAAACCCGGGACAUCCUCCUGGCAGCGGUCAGUGAAGAUUCCACCAUGUCUCAGAUUCACCGGGCUGUGAGCGCCCUCAACUCUCUGGGGCUUCCUGUGGCUUCUCAGGAAGCUGUGGGGGCCUUGACCGCUCGCAUCAACAAAGAGGACAACGUCAUGGCGAUCACCUUAGCUCUGCAGACAGCAGCUCGUCUGUCCCAGCAGGCUGAACUUGGAGGAAUCCUGGAGGAGAUUGAGGACCUGACAGCACGCCUGGAUGAUCUUGGCGGCAUCUACCUCCAGUUUGAAGAAGGACUUGAGGCAACCGCCAUGUUUGUGACUGCUGCUUAUUCACUGUCCGAUCAUGUGGAUAUGGAACCCCCACUGAAGGAGGACCAGGUCAUCCAGCUGGUGAACUCCAUAUUCAGCAAGAAAUCCUGGGACUCAUUGGCUGAGGCCUUCAGUGUGACAAGUGCCGCCGCUGCCCUCUCCAACAAUCGCUUCCAUGUGCCCGUCAUUGUCAGUGCUCAGGGUCCAGCCACAGUGUCUCACAGCCAGCCAACCCUGCAGCUCCUUGUUACUGAUGUCAUGUCUCAACCUCUGGCCACGGCCAAUGUUCUGGUGGAAUCUGCAUAUGCUGUGGCCUCCAAGAGCAUCGUCCUCAGCCAGGCACCAUUCACACUUAAUGACGGCGUCUUUGAGCUGAACUUCAUGUCUACCCAGCCAGCCAGUGGAUAUUAUCAGUUCACUGUUGCAGUGGCAGGAGACAGCCGACUGGUUGCCAACCAUGUGGAGCUUAAAGUGAAGGUGUCCACUGAGGUGGCCGUCAGUAACAUGGAUCUCUCUGUGGUGGAUAAGGACCAGAGCAUUGGCACCAAAACUACCAGAGUGGACUACCCCUCAAAGGCCAAGAUCUCCUUCACAGCAGACAGUCACCAGAACUUUGCAAUGUCCUUCCAGUUAGUUGACGUCAACACUGGAGUGGAGCUCACCCCUCACCAGACAUUCGUCCGGCUUCACAACCAGAAGACCAGCCAAGAGGUUGUGUUUGUGGCUGAACCCGACAACAAGAACCUCUACAAGUUUGAGUUGGACACAGCAGAGCGGAAAUCUGAGUUUGACUCCAUGUCCGGUACCUACUCCCUCCACCUCAUCGUUGGAGAUGCUACCUUGGAGAACCCCAUCUUGUGGAACGUGGCUGAUGUCAUCCUGAAGUUUGUGGAUGAAGAGGCUCCAGCCACCAUCCAGCCCAAGACUCUUUAUGUACCAAAACCAGAGAUCCAGCACUUAUUCAGGGAACCAGAGAAGAAGCCUCCCACAGUGGUCUCCAACGCCUUCACCGCACUCAUCCUGUCCCCGCUCCUGCUCCUGCUCAUCCUGUGGUUAAAGCUCGGAGCCAACAUUUCCAACUUCAGUUUCUCCCCCAGCACCAUUCUGUUCCAUGUGGGACACGCAGCCAUGCUGGGCCUGAUGUACGUCUACUGGACCCACCUGAACAUGUUCCAGACCCUGAAGUACCUGGCAAUUAUCGGCGGAGUAACUUUCCUCGCUGGAAACCGCAUGCUGGCGCAGAAAGCAGUGAAGAGAAUUGAGAAAAAAUAAGGAGAAGAAAAUGAAAAGAGGACACUGAUGAAGCUCAUAUUGUUUCAAAGGAGUCAUCUCACAUCACAUCGAAUCAGACUUAAACACGGCGUGGGAGUUCAAGAAUUCAAUCGGCAGUUUAAACAUGCAGUUUGUCAGCGUUGCCAAAUGGAAGGAAUCAAGAUAUCACUGCAUCUCUGAGGACAAACGCUCACACACAGAUCCUCCCACUGAGGGCUGUAAAGCUACUGAUCAUUGCACUUCAUCUUCCUGUGAGAUUUGUCUUCUUAUUGUCCAACAUGCCAGCGUGUCCUGAGUCAGCUGGGUUUUUUUAUUUGUGGGUUUUUAUUUGAUUUGUGGUUAUAUUUUGUACAUUCCUCUGUUUUCGCUCAGUGCCCGUUUCACCUCAUAGUAGAAGCUGAUCGUGAAACCACUGGCAGGAGCACUGACACUUUGGAUCUUACUACGCCAGUGUGUUAGCCUCAUGUGUGCAUCACAUCAGGAGAUUUGAUAAAAAGUUGGUAUCACCCCCCCAAAAAAAUGUUAAUAAUGAAACAUGGUCCAUUUGAAGACGAGAUGUUUUUGUAAUGAGGAAGAGGAAAUAAAGAAUUUGAGGUGAAUCAAA
Molecule: messenger RNA, 2594 nt
Organism: Notolabrus celidotus (New Zealand spotty)
Lineage: Eukaryota; Metazoa; Chordata; Actinopteri; Labriformes; Labridae
Gene: rpn2
Product: ribophorin II
Exons: 17
Coding region: 95-1990 (631 amino acids)
Biological process (GO): protein N-linked glycosylation
Cellular component (GO): membrane; oligosaccharyltransferase complex
Source: RefSeq, a predicted model, not a curated record